UGUGUGGGGGGGGUGGUUUUGUUUAGAGGUGAGGGUGCUGCUGUGUGUGAAGCAGUGCGCAGGUUUAGCCUGCUGUCUCCUGUUGCUUAUUUUUUUUGUUUUACUUUUCCUUGCGUGUUUUAGCUCAGGGCUGUGCUUUGCUCGCCUUCAAGAGGAAGAAAAAUAAAGCCACGCAGAAAAGCAAUCUUAUGCAAUGCAAAAAUCGGCUCUAAGGGCUGCGGCGUCAGUGAAUACGGAGUAACCAGUAAAGCGUUGGCUCUUAAAGCACAGUGCAGUCAUGAAAAGGAGUUCAGCUGAUGCUCCAACCCGCAGCACAGCAGGUUGUUUGCCUGUGCUUCUCUUCAAUCAGAAAAAGAGACCCAGGCAGCCCCUCACCUCAAAUCCUAUUAAGAACGAGCCUGGUUCCAGUUCUGUGACUCAUGACUUUUCUUCAUCGCUGGGCUGGGAAGCUGUAAACCCAGAAGUCGAUGAACUACAGAAAGCAGCAAACAGUGGCAGAGCAGACGAUCACGUGGCUCCUUCCCCUAUGAAAUCACCAAAUGCAUCAAAGCCUAAUUUAGUCAAAGCUGGAGGAAACUUGUAUGCCUACAGGGCAGAACAGAAGACUCCCAGUACUAAAAUUUGGAACAGAAAUGACUGUACCCCUGCAAGUAACAGAACAAGUUCAAUAUCUGAUAGUGGAACUACUCAAAAGUUUGAGAAUCGUUCAAAUAAUUGGAAACCUGUUCAGCAGCAGAAAAUACCUGAUAGCUCUCAUUCAUCUCAUCAUAUCAAAACAACAGAAACCAGCCAAACGCGUUCCACUAAAGAACAGCGGCCAGUGAAACUUAACACUACAUCAAGAAAUCUGCAGGAUUAUGGUCUGGCAUAUAAAUUGAACUGCAAUAGUCAGCAAAAUAGCAUGAAUGAAAAGCAGUCUGAUUGUGUUCCAGAAGACAAAAGUCAGGAUAUUUCUUUAUUUCAAUUAAAACUUAAAGAAAAAAGGAAUUCUUUGCGAAUCAUAUCUGCAGUCAUUGAAAGCAUGAAGCACUGGAGCCAAUACACUUACAAAACUCCACUAUUAUUUGAAGUUUUAGGCACACUUGAUUCUGCAGUCACAUCUGGAGCAUACGGAGCCAAGAAUUUUCUUUUGAGAGAUGGAAAGGAGAGCCUGCCUUGUGUUUUUUAUGAAAUUGACACCAUCAGCUGAGAUCUCACCAGUUAACUCACAGCCACUGCAAGGCAGUUCACAGUCAAGUCCACAUGCAUCAAUUCAGCCGUAAGUCACUUUUAAUAUCUACUUUUUUAUCUUCUGCCCUGACAAAGAGUUCCAGUCUCACCCUCUUCUUCUCUCAUCUUUAUUUCACUGGUGUCCUACAGUCAGAUGGCAACUGGCAGUUCUCCUCUGGCAGGUUUGCCAGUCAACACAGUACCUCUGGGCUGUGCUCUUGCUCCUCUGCAGACCUGAAGGUUAAUACAAUGUUGUUUCCCUCCUUUUUAAAAAAGUUGAUACCUGAAUUUGUCAAUUUCUAAAUAGAGUAACUUUAAUUAUCAGGAAAGAGUUAUUAUUAGGAAGGAGGGUUCCUCUUUUUUAUGGAAAACAGAGCAUUUAUUCUAAAAAGUUGCAAAUUGGUGGUGGUAAUAAUACUAAACGUGUCACUGCUACUCAGGGAAAAGCAGCAUUUGCUACUAUUUAAAAAUAUAAUUAACUACAACUUUUUGUCAUUGCUCAGGUUUAUUUAUUUCAUUAAGCUCCUGAAAUACUGUUCAAGUAUUUAAACCAAUCACAAUGCAUUUUCCUGUUCAUUUUAACCCAAACCAAAGUGAUGCAGUUCUCUCAAGUAUGUGCAGAGGGCACCAAUGUACAACCAUCUCAAAUACCAUGCACAGAAAAUGGCUAUUUCCAUUUCCACUUCUUUCCCCAAUAUUGCUGAGUUUUCAGUGCAGGAAACAAAUAACUGAACCAUUUUCUGUACUGUGAGGCAGUGAAAACUUGGUUAAACUGAAGUGUAUCCUACCAUUCUUAUGUUUAAACUGAAAAUAGCUUGGGAUCAAAAUCUAGAGAUGGUCCACAAAUAUUACAGAGAUCAAAAAGAGCCAUGGAGAGCAGAUUGUUUUGUUUUAUUGUAUUUGUUAAAGUGCUUAAAUGAUGUGCAAUAAUAGUAGUAAUGGUUAGCAGUAGUAAAAUACGCUGUGCAUGAAUAUCUUGCUGAAAUUACCUGCUUUAAGAAGAUUAUUUGGUUUUAGAAAUUCAAAUUGCAUAUUUUAGGAGUAUAUUACAUUCCUGACUCUUGUGACUAUGAUGGAUUAAUUGCAAGAGUGUGGGAUAUCUCAGGCAAUCAUGAGAAUUAAGGCUGAAUUGUAGGCCAGCAAGAGUGUUCUUCCAGACCUAUUACAGAUUACUUUACAGUCUUAUCUAUUCUUGGAACAUUUUUUUAUUGACAAAGUUUAAUCUACCAAAGCAGUUUCUCACUCAUCUCAUCAAGAAGUUUCCUCUCACAUAUAAUCCAUUUUCUCUCUCCUUAAAGCUGGCAGUUCUUCUUACACACACUCAAUUGACUUUGAAUAACAUUUCCUUGAGCUUAUACAAUGUUCUCUAAUCAUUUUAUUAGCUCCUCUUAAGCUUUUCCUUACGUUUAUUUGAUUUUACUAAUAUGAUUUUAAAUGAGAAAGCAGAUGCUGAUUCAAAGCCACAGACACCCUAAAUACAGAGCUAGAAAUACAGCUAAUAUCUGAGCAGUGCUGAGAAAAACCUUUAACCAGAACUCAGCCAGAAAUCUUCAAAAACAUCAUCUCUUUUCCUACUGCAUUGGUUAGACUACACUUCAUAAUUUCCAGCAUUCUUCCUAAGCAAGUGUUUUUGUAGCAUGCCUGAAGGGUCACUACAUAUAGGAUAUUUUGCAAGUUCCCCUGUAUGAAAAGGAGAUACAUAUAAGUCUCUUCCAACAAGGAAGCCUAAAGACAAUGCUAAAUAAGAUCCAAGGUCACAGCUAUUGUUCUCUGUGAUAACAGCUGCACCUAAGUGUGCAAACAGAACAGGGCAAGGAGGAGUAAAUUUGAUUAAAAAACUGAUAUAUGUCUAAAAUCAGCAGGCACCAUUUCAAAUGUCAUUUAGGUACAAAUAACAUGGUGAGGGAAAUGACUUGCCAAAGAUAAAACUGAAGCAGACAAAAUCCUAUUGGUAUGGAAACGAAUCAUUUUGGAGAGUGAGACAAACAGGACCCUCAUUACAUACCCUUCUCCUUUAUGGAACUAGCAGGUGCAGGUGAGGUUCCCAUAAUUCAAACUCUUGAAAGCAGCCCCAGCAAUUAUUCCUUCCAAAGAAAGCAAAAUGGAGAGCUGGGAAAAGGGAUAAUAGCAUUCAUACACGUGGUAUGAAAAUCAAGCUAUCUUUCCCUGAACAAAGAACUGGAAGUGGUAACAAGGAUACAACCACCUCAACAUAUUGCAGUUCAGCUCUUCUCCUUUUAUAAGAAUUAUUCUUUCGGCUUCAUUUCAGUCAAACAUGUUGUGAAGAGCACGCAUCAGUCCCAGACUGUUGCCAGAUAUGCAGAAGAUUGUAUCAGUUGCUUUUCUGUCUGUUUUUUUUUUUUUUUUUCCCUAAAUGGUACAACUCACAAGUUAGCACUUAAUGGCUAUAAAAUGAAUGUGGAUAUAAAGAAAGCUAUGUAGCUUGUGAAAACCUUGUCUUAGCCAACAAAGGAAAUGUACCAGUUUGUACAAUGUCUCAGACUGUUUAAUUAAAUGCUGAGUAUGUGACUACAACUCAGCAGCCAAGGCAUUGCAUUAGCUACAGUAACCUGUGUUUCUAUAUAGGUAUAUAUACACCAAACUACUGGGAGAUAUGCAUGUGGAAAAAGCUGGACAAUGUUACUACAGUUUAUCUGGAUUCAGCUGAGGUAGAAUAGGAAGGAAGAGGUUAUUUUAAAUAAAGCUAACACUGAAAUGAGUGCCCACACACCUUUUUGCACACAUCUCAUUAGUAUUGCUCAAAUACCCUGCUCCCAUUUUGUUGGCACAGCCUCCUCAUUCAGACAGGUCCUUAGUGCACAAAUAGCCUGUUCCAGAAAUGUCUAGCAAUUGUGCAGACAGCUAAAUCUACCCCACAUUUUAACUGAAAAAAGUGGAAUUCAACUACCAAGACUUCAGAAAAGAAAUUCUCUGAAGGCUGCACAGGGGUAAUUGGGCUUGGUAAUUGCUGCAUUAGCUACAAGUUUAUUGAGGGCCACAAAAGGAAAUGCCAUCUUGGUGACCUUUGAGGUUGCAUUUCACAGCAUGUUUUCUACAUGAGAACAAAUGAUGAUACUUCACUAUUUCUGCCAAGCGAGUGGUAGCUAUGGGGAAGAUUUAUGGUUGUAAUCUGGUAAUCUAUGGGCCUAAUCAUGCAGUUAUAGAGUUGCGUGUCAUUUACUUGGAAAGGCUGAAAUGAUCUGGCACUGUGUGGACUACAGUGAAGGAGUGCAUUUUGUCACCUGCAAGGUUAGAAGAUAUACAGCCUAUUUAGUGGCCUGUAAAAGGGGGAGACAAGAGCAAAUGUUUCUCAGGGUAGCAGACUGUUAAACAAAAUCUUAAAAGACUCAGGGAUUGAAGAAUUGGGGACUACCAGAUGCACUCUUAUUUGGAAGCCAUUACAAUUUUUCACUAUUUUAUUGCUUCAAUAAUUGUAUAUAUUUUCUAUUUAUUUUAUUGGAAAUUGUGUAAGUCAUGCUCACUCCAUCUUUUCUUCAACACCAAACAUAGAGGCAGAACAGCAAAAUAAUAUUAAAUAAGUGCUGGAUCCUUUAGAUGACAGCAGCACAUUCAGAAUGUAUUGUACAUCAAAGUGCCUGUAUUCCCUUCUCUCUGUUACAUUUUAUUCAACAAUUAAAAAGCGCUAAUAAAAAUGCAGAUUUCAAUUGCUCUAUUUUAGGUAAACAUAAUAUGGUACGCAUUUUCUAAGCAAUGCACAUUGGUUAGCUGCUCGGUUCCUGUUCUACUAAUAGAAAUAAAGGUGGCAAAUGCCUUGCUUUUUUUCUUAAUUAACCUAUCCCUGCCAGAACUAGCAUGCUCUCCAGCACAGAUAGGGAAUGUAAUUGAUAACUGAAAAUUUAAUUAAUGCUUCUUGUUGUGAUCCUUUGGCUAAGAACAAAUGCAGCUUCAACUCACCAUGCAAUAUGUUCCCUAGCAAGAGCAGUAUUAGCCUGAGUCUUAGCAGUGAAGGAGCUGACAUGUCUCCUUGCAGCAUUAUUGUGUCUGCAGAGGAGCCAGCCUACUUGGAAAGGAGAGAUUCUGCCCAGCCUACAGUAGGUCUUUGCUCUUGCUCUGGCUGUCAAUUCCAAGUUCUUAAAUAGCUAUUUAGAGCAGGGGGUGAGGUCCAAAAGACAGGCAGUGAUGUGUAGAUCGCCUGAGAUGUCACGAUUUGACAUGACACAUUUGCUCCCUUCCCUUCCCAACCUGCUCACCUCACGUGUCUGUUUUAAAUCACGUUUUUCACCCCUUCCAGGACUCUCAGACACUCAUGAAAACAGAUUCCUAAUGAAGCUGCUAGCCAUUAAAUACUAGCCUUACAUCAGAGGUGACCUUAUUUUAAAGGCGUUUUACAGUGAAUUUAUUUUAACUUUGCACAUUCUGUAUCUUGUCUCCCGCAUUGCUGAGACGUGCUGUGCAGAGCUGAGUCAGGCUAAUGCCUGAGAGCAAUGCCCACGUCUCACAUCGUUACAGUCGCACUUCACAUCCCAACAGUCUUCAAGCCUCAGGGAUAUUGCAUUCAUUACCUCUUUCAGAGACAGGUAUUUUACAUAAAUGGCUGAAAGGUGAUUAGAAUCCCUGACAGAACAGCAUUUUAUCUGGGAUGCAACCAUGAAAAAUACAUGCUUAAAACAAAAAAGGCAUCCUACAUGCUUCUUCUAAUUGAUUUAUGCAACAAUGACCAGCUUCCAUUUCCCCAGGACACAAGAAUUACCAGGAAGACACAAAUUACAUGUUUUCAUAUCUUCUAACAAAAACUCUUUGACAGGGGGUUGAAACCAGAGUUCUCUGUUUCUCAGACACUCCAGUCCUGUGAAUGUCAGCACUCAGCAGAUACACACGUACUGCCACCUGAUCAUAAAGAACAGUUCUGUAACAGCUCUCAUUUCACGCUACUGAUUCCAGUGCACCACCAAUCAGCAAUGCCACAAGUAAUGCUGGGAAUAAUUGUCUUCUCCAGAGCUCCCCUCUUUUUACAGCCCAGGUGUCACACAGCUGUACCCAUAUGAUUGGACACAUCCUACUGAAGUUGGUUAUAGCUGCACCUCCAGCUUUGAACACUACCUGUGUGCUUGGAAGCUUUUUAAUUCUGCAAACUGGAAAAGUGCCACUUGUACCCAAGCAGUGGUUUUCCUAGCCUUUAAAAAUGUUGUAAAAAGAAUCAGCUGUAGCUUAACCCUAGGUACUCUGUAGGUAGGAAAUGAGAGCGCAACUGCUAAUUCACUGAAAGCUGCCAGCUCAUCCCAGCCUGAUCCUCAGACAAGCCUGGCAGUGUGUUGCACUCUGACCUGUCCUCCCUUCAGUCAGUGGGCCUUUAGGUUAGAAAAUUAAUGGAAAAAUCCACAGUACAAAGGCUGAAAAUUACUAGCUAAACAAAGCUGAUUUGGGAUAUCUGAUCAUCUUUAUCAGGUAGGCUCUGUUCCACAAUUUCCCAUCUUCAAUUAUAACAAAAGGACUCAUGCUUCCUCCUUCAUUAAUGUGUUUGAAGGAUUUAAUGAGUUACUUCAUCAGGUUAAUAAAUCCCUUCAAUAACUUUAUUACCCUUUGAUACAAUUAUUCAAGUGGUGCAGCUAACAAAUGAUUACCAUUUACAUUUUUUGACAGAAUAACUUUGUUAAUGUAUUUGGACUGUGAAAUGCAAAAUCCAUAAAUAAUCUAUGGGGACGACUGAACAUCUUUAUCUUUGUAGGGAGACAUUUUUUCUAUCUCUGCUUAAGAUAGCAUUGAAAAUCCUCUCUCUUUUGCAAGUGACUUCAGGCACAUGCUACGAAGGACUGCGGGAGGCUCCUGGCAGCACUCUGCAUCCCACCAAGUGCUUAGGAAGGAGGUGAACUGCUGCAGAACUUGUACCACUGCCUACAAGCAGAUCUCUUAAAAUCAGAGGGGACGUAACCUGUGUUUAUUUAUUUUUAACACUUUAUCAUGUUUAAAAUCCAGCUUCAUAAAGGCUGUUCCAUUUCUUAAGGUUAAGGUCUUCAGACAGCGUUUAUAAGGUGCAGUGACACCAUCAGAAAAUAAUAUCAUAUUCUGGAAAUUGUUUGAAAACUAAAUUAAAUUGGUUGCCACAAAUUUGUUUCUCCUGUGGCAUCAUAGUAAAUGAUGGCAUCAAGAGAAUAACCUAAGGGGCAAGGAUGUUUUCAGAAUCUUGAACCUCUGAAUGGCCAGCAGUAUUGCAUCUUCCUAUUACCAGAGUAAUAAUAUUUAUGGUGGGUAGACUGCAAGAAUGGAACCAUCCCAUUUAUUUACUCAUACUUGAUAGCCACCCCUGGCAAGAACAAAUUUCCCAUUAAUCACCAUCUUAUCUCUGUUAGAAACAGUUACUCUCAAGGACAUCUGUAUUAUUACCUUUGUUUUCUUAAUAUAGGGAAUAGCUCUGCCAUGGAUCUUUUGACACUGAAAUGUAUUUGUUUUCUAGACUUUGUUUUUUAAAGAGAGAUGAAAUUCUUAAAGAAAACAAGCGUUAUUCUUUCUUAAUAAAUAAACUACUUAAGACUCUGAUCACAGAGAGGGACAUGUGCAUCGGAAAUCUGUCUGAAUAUAUUUAUAUGUAAAGAAGCAGCAAAUCAGUCUCUUUCUUCUUUUUUAUCUGCUGCAA
Phasianus colchicus (ring-necked pheasant) is the source of this 7801-nucleotide messenger RNA. The record is from RefSeq and is a predicted model, not a curated record. NCBI's taxonomy places the organism in Eukaryota, Metazoa, Chordata, Aves, Galliformes, Phasianidae.